Molecule: messenger RNA, 3615 nt
Organism: Thecamonas trahens ATCC 50062
Lineage: Eukaryota; Apusomonadida; Apusomonadidae
Exons: 4
Coding region: 1-3615 (1204 amino acids)
Source: RefSeq, a predicted model, not a curated record
AUGAACUACGCCCCGACGGACACUACAGAUGCGUUUGAUCCCUCGAGCCUAUAUGACACGCGGUCCUUCCAUGUCACAGGAAACCAUUAUAUCACAGACCGGCUUGGCCUCGCCACUGACAUCACCGCAGAUGGCUCAAUCGUUGUCAUUGGUGGACCGGGCACAGAGGACGCCGUUAACCAGAAAGGCGCCGUUCGCAUCAUGUACCGCCAGUCCGACUUGAGCUAUACGUUGCACAAGAUGCUCUGGCAUCCGCAGGUGAGCUUGUCUGUGGCCGUAGACGCCAACUUUGGCGCAUCGGUCUCGAUCACGCCGGACGGGACCACCCUUGCCGUGGCCCACUUUUUCGGUCAGCGGCGCGCAACCUGGCCGGCUACGGCUGACCAAGUCUUUAUCUACUAUCGCGAUGCCGGAGGCGCCGACAACUGGGGCCUGGUGGCGACGGGAACAACGUCAUCCGUGGUUGGGCUCAAGACACUCGGCACCACGGUCUUGCUCCGUGACGACGGCCAGGUCGCGUUUGCCACAGUGCCGUCGACCGCGACGCCAUCGCCGCCAGCGCCGGCAGGCACAGAUGGAAUGGCCUUUGGUGGUAUCGACGUGUUUGGCCGGGACCACACCGGAGCCGACGCAUGGGGACGUAUCGCGACGCUGCUGCCGGGGACCGUUACCAGCGGAGACCCGAAUCACUUUGGAACCAUCAUGGCAUCAGUGGGCAACUGGCUCUUCACCAGUUGGCAGCUCAAGGCUGGGCUGAUUCCUUUGGCUGAACAUGUCCUGUCGAUCUACCAUGCUGCUGACGGCAUAUCGUACACCGAGGUCAGCCGCUUUACGGGCGCCGAUCUUGGAGGAACGGGCACAUUGAUCCUCCCUGUCUCCUUCGCCGCUGUGGAUGACCUCCUGGUUGUGUCCUGCACGAUGAUAUCGUCGAACGCCCACGGCGGGCUUGUAUUUUUGCGCAAGGAUGUGUCUGACAACUGGAGCUCUAUCCAAGUUGAGGCCAACCCCAAUGCUGUGACUACCUACGAAUUCGGGCAAGCUGUAGCGCUCUCUCGAGAUCCACACUCGAACGUGUUCAUGGUGGUAACGGACGGCGGGACGUCAAGUGAGAUUGAGAUUUUCACCGACAAGGUCACGCCAUACGUCUUUGCACACGAGGCCACCGUGUCUGCGCCCGGCACACCUCCGCUGCUCACCAAUCCUGGAACUACGGUCGUGGACUACGGCCAAGCGAUCUCGGCGUCGUCCAACACCAUCGUUGUGGGGCGGCCCACUUGGACUGGGCCGACAUGCAACGAGAAGAUCCGGCCGCCGACGGUGGUGGCCGGCGAGGUCAUCGACGACAACGACAAGGACGUGAUUGUGUCGCCGGGUGACACGAUUGUGCUGUACUUUGCGUUUACGUCCAACGGCGGCGGGUUUGGCAGCUCUGUGCUGAGCCGGGCCGAUGUGGAUGGACUGUUGGAGUUUGUGCCGCCGCUUGCCGGACCGGACGGCGACUACACGGGUAGGUGGAUGGAUCCCGGGGUGUACAGCGUGCUCAACAUCUCGAUUGCCGAGGAGCUGGCGGUGCGUGUGAUCGGGACGUCGUUCCUGGCGGGCAAUGGGACGUCGUUCCCACCGGAUCCGAACGUGGUGUUUGACAACUUUGUGGGCUCGUGGGGCACGGGCGCUGGAGUGCUUCCCGGCGAGUACCCAAGGCCGCAGCUGGAGGGCGUGUCGCCGUCGGUCUGUUCGCUUGCGGGCUGCACGAUCACGCUGUACGGGAGCCAGUUUGUACCCGGAUGCAGCGUGGGCAUCGGCGACGAGCACUACGAGUUUGUCAGCCCGCGGCUGACGUAUCACAACAGCAGCAUGAUGACUGUGGUGACGCCGUCGUACACCAGUGAGGGCUACCGGACGAUCAAUGUGACGAACUUGCGGAGUGAGGCGUCUGUGCUGGAGCGGACAAUGUUUUUCACAGACGACUGUCCACAGCCCGGACAGUUUGGACGCGGGACGGCGUGUCGGACGUGUCCGACGGGCGCGUACUGCCCGGGCGGGUUCCGGAUGUGGCCACUGCCUGGAUACUGGAACCCGAACGAGAACGUCGGGUGGGUGGAGCGAUGCCCGGAGCCCUCGACGGCACGAUGCCUCGGCGGGGCGACGUCGGCGUGUGCAGCCGGAUACACCGGCGAUUUUUGCGCUGCUUGCGAGAGCGGGUACUUUAAGCGUGGCGGCGAGUGCGUAUCCUGCGGUGCGGAUACCAAGGGCAUCUUUGCAGGUCUACUGUUAACGAACGCGGUCUUCUACGGCGCGUUCAUUCUUGCCGCGCUUGUGGUGAAGGACCGGACACUGUCGACGUUGUCACGGGUGAUCAUCACGGUGCAGAUGAUUCGGGGAGUGGCCAAGAUGAACGUGUCGCGGCUCUCACCCGAGCUGCGGACGCUGUACUCGUACUUUGCGCUCGUCACGAUGGAUGCCGAGUUUGUACGACCGGGAUGUGUGGUCUCGUCUGUGUUUCCGGUGCUGUUCUGGGCCAACGCAGCGCUACUCGGGACGACCGUGGCUGCGGCUGUGCUGUUCAUUGCGCUGGCCAAGUCUGUGACGCACUCGCACCGGUUCUACCGCAACCGAGUGGCACGAACGCUUGUGAUUCUGCUGGCGAUGAUGUACCUCUCGCUGUCGACGUACAUUCUGCGUGGUGGGUACUGCCUACCCGGGCGGGACGAUCGGAUGCGACUUGUGGCAGAGCCGUCGACGGUGUGCUACGAGGGCGGGCACUGGCCCGUGGCGAUUGUGUCGUACGUGAUGUUUUUCAAGGAGGGAGCGUACUGGUUUGAGUUUCUGCAGUUUGGCAUGUACGGCGUGCUUGCAGUGUGCGACUCGAUUCUGAUGCACGAGCCGGACAUCCAGUUUGGGGUAUCGCUGGCGACACUGAGCGUGUUUGGGAUUGCCGUUGUGUCGACGCGGCCGUUCAACAGCGUGUGGAAGAACGCGAUGGAGGCCGGGUUUACGGUCAUCUCGAUUGCGCUUGUGGUGCUCAACUACAUGUCCGGAUCGCUGUCGAACUCUGCGAACGACGUUGUUUCGACGGUGAUUGUGUUUGCGUUUGUGGUGGGGAUCAGCGGGCUGAUUGUGAUGGGAGUGGUGUACCUGUGCUUCAAGCGCAAGUCGAAGCAGUUGACGUUUGCGACGAUUGUAAGGGCAGUGAUCGCACAAACCGAGGAGCGUGCAGCCGGGCAUGAUCUCACGCACCAACCGGCGUCUGCCAAGGUGGACGAGCGGGUGCGCGGGCUGGCGCUGAAGAUGCGGAGCCGACUGCGCGCACGCGGUGCGGCGACGUCUGCGGCCGUGAUGCCGACGGUGUACGAUGAAGCGGCGGUGAAGCAGGUGGGCAGCGGCUCGCGAAGCGGAAGCAGUGGCGGGGUGGAGCUUGACGGAGCAGACAUGAGUGUGAUGGCGGACGGCUGCGACAGAGGGACGUCCGGGCUAUCGAUGUCGAGCGGGUCGUCGAGCACAAGCGAGAGCAUGUCCGACGUUGAGCAGUUCCUGCCACCGUCGGACGAAGGCCGGCUGACUGUGAUGGCGUCCGCGUCGGAACCUUUGCAGCGAACGCCAGCGGCGCCGAGUUGA